Molecule: messenger RNA, 3686 nt
Organism: Carcharodon carcharias (great white shark)
Lineage: Eukaryota; Metazoa; Chordata; Chondrichthyes; Lamniformes; Lamnidae
Gene: slc35b1
Product: solute carrier family 35 member B1
Exons: 9
Coding region: 11-1036 (341 amino acids)
Biological process (GO): UDP-galactose transmembrane transport
Cellular component (GO): Golgi membrane; endoplasmic reticulum membrane
Molecular function (GO): UDP-glucose transmembrane transporter activity; UDP-galactose transmembrane transporter activity
Source: RefSeq, a predicted model, not a curated record
GCGGGGGCCGAUGGGACCGGCCGAGGUUGUUGCCGUGGAGCCGCAGGCGCCGAGUGAGGCGUCCAAAUCGUCCAUGGAGAAACUACCCAACGAGAGGUUGCGGCUGCUCGUCUGCUUCCUGGGAGUUUUCGUCUGUUAUUUUUACUACGGGAUUUUACAGGAGACGAUAACCAGAGGCAAAUAUGGAGAACAGCAGGAAUCAUUCACUUAUGCAAAAUCACUUGUGUUUGUGCAGUGUAUUAUUAAUGCCAUCUUUUCUAAAUUAAUAAUACAAGUCUUUGAAAAACCUUCACCUGAACGAACGCCACGUUGGCUGUAUGCAGUUUGUUCAAUGUCCUACUUAGGAGCAAUGGUGUCUAGUAAUUCUGCGCUCCAGUAUGUAAACUAUCCAACACAGGUUCUAGGAAAAUCAUGCAAACCUAUUCCAGUGAUGGUUUUAGGAGUCCUUAUUGGAAAGAAAAGAUAUCCAAUCACCAAGUAUCUAUGUGUGCUGCUCAUCGUUCUUGGAGUGGCAUUAUUUAUGUACAAACCCAAAAAAGGAAUUGGCAGUGCAGAUGACCACAUCUUUGGAUUUGGGGAAACACUGUUAUUAAUCUCCUUGACCUUGGAUGGAUUGACUGGAGUUGCACAAGAUCACAUGCGAGCUAAUUUCCAGACUGGUUCAAACCAGAUGAUGCUGAAUAUAAAUGUUUGGUCCAGUUUUUUCCUGGGAAUAGGUGUCCUGUGUACUGGAGAAUUAUGGGAAUUUCUGAAUUUCAUUGAGCGCCACUCCAGUAUUCUCUACCAGAUACUUCUAUUUAGUUUAACUAGUGCCCUAGGCCAGAGUUUCAUCUUUAUGACUGUUGUUUACUUUGGACCUUUAACCUGUUCAAUCAUUACUACAACCAGAAAGUUCUUUACUAUCCUUGGUUCUGUACUUAUUUUUGGUAAUCCGAUUAGCUCUUUGCAGUGGUUAGGCACUGUCUUUGUAUUUUUAGGGCUUGGUUUAGAUGCCAAAUAUGGAAAGGCAACUAAAAAACUCAUCACUAAACACUGAAGUCAUUAUUUAAUCAGAAGAUUUUCAUCACCAAUUAUGAACUUGAUUUAUUGAUUUUUAAAUUCCUUGAUAUGGCUGUUAUGUCAUCUAAAUGUUGGAAUGGUUCAUUUUUUAAAAAAUAACAAUUUGUUUCCAAACUUUUUGUAUGCCCAUGUGAGUAGUUUAAAGUUUUACACCCGCACUUUGUGUAAUACUUAACUUAUUAUCAUGGAUAUGUUUAUUAAGUAUGACCUCGUAUCAGGCUUGACUUGCAAAUGCUAUCAAUAAAGUUCUAGUACUGAUUAUGGUUGUCAAAAUUUGGCAUGGAUUGUUAUGCAAAAAUCCUGAAUUUCUAAAAAGAUAAAAUUGUUCUUGUUAAUUUUGUUAUAUUGUGUCUGUGUGUGUAGUGCCUUCUCAAUCAUUUUGCUUACAUGAGUUUUUAUAGCAUUUGUCUCCAUUUUUAAUUGUUUUAUGAAAAAUUCCAGAAGCCUCCUGUCCUCAUGUUUUAAAAUGACAUUGUCUAUAGUGCCAUGAAAAAGGUCAGUGGUUCUGUACAAUUUGGAUACUGAUAUGAUUAUAUAAUUAUAACUUAAAGUUUCAUCAUUUGAUUGCUAGUCUACAUGACCCAGUUUAAAACACCUCAAAGGCAUUUAUUUCAAUCCUACUCAAGCCUUAUAAAAGCAAGAGAAUCCAGAUGCUGGAAAUCUGAAAUAAUAGCUGAAAAUACUCAGUCAGUCUGGCAACAUGUAUGGAGAGAGAAACAGAGUUAACGUUCAAAGGUCAUCGACCUGACCUGAGUAUUUCCAGCAUGUUCUAUUUUUAAUACCCAAGUUUUUAAAUUGUUUCAAAAAAGCUCCCAAAAUGUAAUAAGGGGUAACAAUUAAGAACCGAUUCAUAUAAAAAAAUCAUUAACUGUAGAGAUUAUUUUUAACUCCAGCUUCUGUACUUUGAAGCAAAAGUAGUUAGCAAUUCCUAUUUGCUACUGCCCAAAGUUUACUGUAGUCUGUGUGAAAUUGAGCACAGCUUAUUUAAUGCCAUUUUAAUUUACAUUUAACUGUACUGUGUGCAAAGUGAUCUUUAGUAAUGACUUGGGAGGGAGAAAGAAAUGGUACAUUACAUGUUGGGAAACUAACCCACCACAAUCUGAUUUCAUUACAUUUUAUUAUGGACAGCCCAUGUCAGUGAGCCAUCUGUUCUUUGCCCAUUGUCUCACAUGGUUCACAGUAUGACUUUUGUCUGUUGUGGAAGUUUUCCAAGAAACAAAUAAUCAUCUAUUUUCAAAAUAAAAGCAUUAAACAAGGUCUUUAUUGUAAUAUAUUUUGUACGUUUUUAUAUCGUUGGAAUUACUGUGCGCACCAUUGAAGGUAAAUAAUCAAAAUGGUUCUUGUUAGAGCAGAGGAGAUGAGGUAUUAAAUUUGAAAGCGGUGUUUAUAGUUAUGAAUGGUUGGAGCAGAGUACAUAAAACAAUUUUUAGUCAUCAUGGAUCCAGAAAAAGUCAAUAUAGGUAAAAGAUUAAAUGUGAGAAAUUUAGAUGGGGAGCAGGAGAAAGUUUUUGCAAAUGGUUCUGAGACUGGAACACGCCAUUGCAAUUAGUAAUUGAAACAAAUAGGUAGUUGAAAGAAAGGGGCAAACAGAGGAUAUAGAAUGGACACAUGAGAUAGGAUUACUGCUUCUAUGGAGAAUGAAAAAAAAAUGUGGACUGAUUGGGCCAAUGGCUUGUUCCAUGCUAGAAUUCCCUAUAAAUAGAGUCCACUCCAGUUACUGAGUUAAAGGGUAGAAAAAGAUGAGCUUCUAUAGCAGAAUAAGGUAUCGGUUAAUCCUAUAAAUACCUGUACUAUAAGUUUUGAUUUCAUUUGGGUAGUCUUUGUGACAUUGAGGGGCAAGAGUAGUCUUUCUACAUCCAUAGGUCGUCAUCUGGUUGAUUUCUCACUUUGGAAGUGAUGUAUAGCAUAAGAGGUGACAGAGGUAGCCUUGACAAUUUAUGGGGAGUUGUUAAAUGCCAUCUAUGGAAGUGAUUUAGUGACUGAGUUUUCCAACUUUUUGGAGCAAGAUGCCAGAUCUUUGUGAUAUAAUCAGUAAGUGGUCAUGGCUGAAUCUAGAUGUAUUUGUACUUAUCUUUAGUAUAGAUGUAAAACAGAAAUCAGUUUGCUUGACGUUGAAGGGGCAUUUCUGUCCUGCGCUCUCUGGUUCCGCUUCCUGGAGCCACAAAUAAGCAAAAUGAGCACUAUUCAUGAAAAACACCCUAGAGGCAGCUGAUCCUUGUCUGGGUUCACAGGUAUUUCAUAUCUCAGGCAAUUCUAUAGGCUUUGACAGAAGGAACACAUGGGGUCAAGAUGCAGUUUCAGAUGCUGCAUUGCUUGCUUUGUAACAGGACUCGCAUCAGCAAUCCACUGUUUUCUAGGUCCCUAGAGAAGGAGGAAAGCAAUGACGUGCAUUUAACUGUUUUGAACUUUGAAAACAAUAUUUAUAGCACUUUCGCUUUAUAUGCUGAGGCGAGUGUGACUGGGGGUAAGACUGCGUUGAUCGUUUUUGUUCUCAUUGUAUUUGAUCCAGUUAUUGUUUGUUUCCUGGAUUGGGGAGUGAAUAAUACACAAUGAUAUAUUUAAAGUCAAAAUACAUUGUUGUUUCAUAUUUUUGGUCUCAAAGUUCAAAUAAAAACAAUUUUCAAUAA